CACCUGCGACUGUCUAAUUUCUGAAAGUGCUGAAUCUUAAAGUACAGGGCGAGAGUGAAGGUCAGCAUCAGGACCACCUGUGAAGGAUCAGCACUGGACUCGUCUCAGUUAUUACGUUGGAUGAUGAAGGAUCUUAAUCGUGAUUCAUUGUACGUGCACCCAAUCACUAGCGAGCACAGCAGCAGAAGUGGGUAUAUAGAUCCGGCAGAGAGGAACUGCUGAGGUGUUGCAUUGGAAGAGUGCAGGAGAAACUAUUAACUGUACUCAUCUAAACAAUGCAUUCUUCCAAGAUCAUUCUGGGCCUCUUCCUCUGCACGCUCAUGCAAGCAUCCGCACUACCUGUUAAGAAUUCGACCGGGGUGCAUGAAGGCAAAGUGAGGAUGAAAAGGAAAUAUUCAGAUGAAAUUCCAGAUGAUGAAGAAAUGAAUGCAAUGGACCAAAUCCUGAUGGUCAACAGUCGUUUCAGCGCCCCUCGUGGACUGUCAAUCAGAGAUGGAGAUAUUGCCACCUCAUAUGUGCGGAGUGCUAUAUCGUGCCCUGGUAACGCCUGCCUGUGGCCUAAAUCAAUUGAUGGAUUUGUUUAUGUGCCCUACAUCAUGUCUCCAUUGUAUGAUGACAUGGACAGAAUCACAAUAGAAACUGGGAUGCAGGAUAUCGCUGCAGGAACGUGCAUUAAAUUUGUUCCACGCACUCAUGAAGCCAGCUUUCUUGAUAUCCAGCCUAGAUAUGGCUGCUGGUCAUUUCUGGGGCAGACUGGGGGAAGCCAGACCCUGUCGCUGCAGACUCCUGGAUGCAUGUGGUCAGGAGUGGCUGCCCAUGAGUUCAUGCAUGCUCUCGGAUUUGUUCACGAGCAGUCUCGCUCAGACAGAGACCAUUAUGUUACUAUUGUCUGGAAAAACAUCAUGACAGAUCACAUUCAUAACUUCAGGAAACAGGUGACAAACAAUCUGAACAGUCCCUACGAUUACAGCUCCGUCAUGCACUACGGAAGGCGAGCAGCUCUUUAA
Messenger RNA from Thalassophryne amazonica, 1007 nucleotides. RefSeq names its product high choriolytic enzyme 2 (gene he2). Gene Ontology annotation, biological process: proteolysis. The transcript is spliced from 7 exons. Lineage: Eukaryota; Metazoa; Chordata; Actinopteri; Batrachoidiformes; Batrachoididae. Gene Ontology annotation, molecular function: metalloendopeptidase activity; zinc ion binding. The coding region runs from base 276 to 1007 and encodes 243 amino acids. The record is from RefSeq and is a predicted model, not a curated record.